UAUGCACGAGAUAAAAACUGGUAAAUCAUAUCCAGUUAUAACUUUAAAUAAAACUGUUGAAAAGUGGAAGACGAUUAAUAUAAAUACAAACAAUUACAUUGAUUUGGCAUUUAUGAACAAUUGUGAAAUAACUCUACAAAAAUUCACAAUCCCCACUGAGAAUUUCUCAAAAAUUAAUGUUAUAGCCAAUGUGGAUAUUGAAAUUGUAAUUAGCCAAUGUAAAGAAUAUAUUAUAAAGUUUAUAAAGCUUAUACCAUCACUAGUAUUUGUCUACAACGGAGAUAGAUUUCAACAGUUUAAAAGUCUUCUAACUAUAUUAAACUAUCCUGAAACUCCUCUCGGUUUUAUACGGGCAGGACAAAUUAGAGGUUUUCAACCUUUUAUCUUUACAGAGAGUAAUAUGUCAAAUGGUUUGAUGGGAGGCUCUACAAAUAUCUUACAGUUUAGUAAAAUUACUUAUCAAGCUAAAGAAGAAACAGGAUGGUUAGAGUAUUUUCUAGGAAAGACGCCUAUUUGUGUAUUUUUUGAAAAUGAUUCGACUGAUACCAGAGAGAUACAUUUUACAUUUGACAGGGCUGCUACUAUCAGUAGCGUUACUAUUACUCUUGCAACAAAUGAGAAAGACGGAAACAAAUUAAUCGUUAAACAGAAUAACGGAUAUGACAACUGUAAUUUUCAAUCAUCCAAUAAAAAUGUAUAUGUUUUUAAAUGCGGAGCAGUUAAAGAAGCCAACUCUAACCCUCAAUUAAGCCUUACUAUACCGUAUGGAAAGAAUUAUAGUAUAUGUAGAUUGAACGUUAAAUCACUAAAUUUAGGAUUAGAUGGAAAAUUAAAGAACUUUAAAGAUUGUUCUGCAAACAAAGGAAAUACUUUUCUGUUUGAUGGAAAAUUUAAAAAAUCUCUAGCGUUUUAUAAUCCAACAUGUUCACAAUUUACUAUCGUUUUACCCUUUAAAAGCAGAAUUAAAUUAACUAAUCUUUAUAUGCAAGAAUUCAUAGAGUCACAAUGUCAAUUCGAAAUGUAUAUUGAAGAUGUACAGAUUAAAGUACACUGUGAAAUAACAUUAAAAGUUUCCGAUGAUCUUUACUAUCUACAAAUUGGGUCAGAUGAAAUAGGCAGCAAUAUAACAUUUUACAAUAAGAAAGAGAAAGUAUAUUUGUUAGAAAUUGAAAUUUAUGGAGAACGAAUAGAUAACAUUUCAAGUGAAAAACAAAGCAAAUAUAAUGAUUUAUACUUUAAAAAUAAAAUAGAUGAUACAUUCCUUACGUGGAAAGUCAGUAAUCAUAAUUUGGAUAGUUUAUGCCUUCAAAAUAUGAUUGAUAAGGAUAACGAAACAAACUGUCUUAUGCGAACUAAAGAGAAACAUCUACAUAUUCGAAAUUUCUUAUUGUUUGAAUACCGUAUAACAGUUAUAAGAAUUUUAUUAACAAUUCCACCUUUCAUAUCAAAUGUUACCGACGAUUCUUUAAUCAAUUCAUUUGAAGUAUCUCUAUUUAAACAAACAACUUGGAUUCAAAGUGAAAAACAGACGAUUAUUUCUGAAUUUAAUGGUCUGAAGCAGGAGUAUCUCUUUAAUGGAUCUUUUGUAAUAGCCGAUGAAGUAAGAAUAUUGACAAAUUUCCAUAAAUUCGAUAUAAGAAUACAUGAAAUUGAAGUUUAUGGAGAUUUAUAUCGACGUUUCGCCAAGAUAAAAUCCCAAUUAAUUAUAUUCAGUGACCAUAGUUUAAGGAUUGGUGCCCUAAAGAGAGAUUCCUUGUACAAUUGUUCAUCCUUCUUUCAACUUCACCAGCCAAGGCAGCCUUAUACUUAUAAUUGGAUAACAUUAAUCUUUAAUUCAUACGUUAGGGUUCAUAGUUUAGCAAUUUCAACAAAGACAAACUUAUUGAAUGUUGAUAUUUCUAGUGCAGCAACUGGAUUAACUUUACAAGAGGACUCUGUAAAAUAUUUCCCACUAUCCAAACCCAGACGGGUAUGUAAAACAUUCUUGAACAUUCCUUCGCCUGGUACUUUUGUCUCAUGUCAUAAAGAUGUCGUGGGCUAUCAACUAACUAUUGCUAGCUUGAAUAGCAAUGAAAUGUUUAAGUUGUGCCACGUCAAGAUAUGGGGUCAAAUGACGAAUCUGGAGGAAAUGUCGCUGUUGAGAAUGAAACGAUUUUUACUUAUGCCAAGUAUCAGUCAAGUCUUAAAACUGGAUACGAUUUCCACCGUUACCCAUUUGACGAUAUCGGCAAUUUCUGGACCUCUGUAUGAUCUAGAAGUUUCUAUGCUAAAUGACGAAACAAAGAAUUACGAAAUCAUUUACACCAGUGAUUUUCAAAGGUAUAGGUCGGAAGAUAUGGUUUCUACAAAGCACAUAAGAGGUCGCUAUAUAUCAUUAAAAAUGAACAAGAAGACGGAGAUAGGUCUAACUGUUUAUGGAAAUUUUACAAGAUCGAGACAAUCAACAUUAAUGGCAAAAGAUAUGACAGCUAUUCAUAGAGUACUCAAUCCAAGUGCCAAAUCCUUAAGAGAAUGCUCAGAUAGUUGUCUCUCCCAUGCAAUGACAGAUUGUUUUACCUUUGUAUGGGAAAGUAGGGGCGUGUGUUACAUUUCUAAAAAGGCAAUAACGUCAGGACACUCAGAAGAUUUAGAGGAAUUAAAGCUAAAUUACAAUCCAUUCCUAUCCAAGCUUGAGGGGUCGACUAUCUUUUCGUUACACUACAGCGAUAGAAAUAACACUAUGAAUUGUAUAAAUUAA
Messenger RNA from Dimorphilus gyrociliatus, 2737 nucleotides. Lineage: Eukaryota; Metazoa; Annelida; Polychaeta; Dinophilidae. The record is from the annotation of a GenBank genome assembly.